AUGGUGAACACUAGCUUGGGAAAUCCCGAGCCUAGGAGCCUCGGGUCCUCCACCUCACGUAGCCGUCCCAACCAACCCAACAAGAUCAAAACCAAGCCUAUUCUCUUCAUCCUCGCCGCCCUGCUGGUGGCAUCCGCCGCCUGCGCUGCUGCGGCCGCGGCAGCUGUCCGGAGGGGAGGCGGUUCAGGCCAAAUCAUCCACAUUUCGGUCAACGACACGCUCCGACGAGUCGGCCGCGCGUUGGACGCCGCCUCCAAUAUCAGCCGCAUGGAUAUGGAUAAUCACACCAGGUCGGCCAUAGACGGUUGCCUGGAGCUGCUCGAAGAUUCAUCGAAUCAGCUCUCGGGAGCCCUCAACUACAAUGGCUCGGCUCACGACGUGAUGACGUGGCUGAGCGCCGGGAUGACGAACAUCGACGGCUGUGCCGAUGGGCUCGACGAGGUCGGCGCCGGCGAAGUGAAGGAUCGGAUGGCGGCCGAGCUUAGGGACUUGUCGGAGCUCGUGAGCAAUUGCCUCGCGAUGUACGCCGCUGCAGCCGCCGCCGAUUUAUCGGGAGCUCCGGCGAACAGUUUGGGGAGGAGGCUGAUGGGGGCGGCGGCGGAGGCAAGCGGGGGAUUUCCGGCGUGGCUGUCCCGGCGGGACAGGAGGCUGCUGGAAAUGCCGACGGCGGAGAUAAAGGCGGACGUUGUUGUGUCGCCUGACGGAAACGGGACGUGCCGGACAAUCGGGGAGGCGAUCGAGAAGGCGCCGGAGAAUGGGGGCCGGCGGUUCGUCAUCCACGUGAGGGCGGGAAGGUACGAGGAGGAAAUACUGAAGGUGGGGAGGACUAAGAAGAACCUAAUGUUUGUCGGAGACGGUAAGGGCAAAACGGUCAUUACCGGUAAUAAGAGCGUUGCUGACAAUAUGACAACCUUCCAUACUGCGUCAUUUGCUGCGACCGGCAACGGCCUCAUAUUGAAGGACAUCACAUUCGAGAAUUUAGCCGGGCCAAGCAAUCAUCAGGCAGUCGCCCUACGUAUCGGGGCCGACCAAGCCGUGAUCUAUAACUGCAGCAUCAUCGGGUAUCAAGACACACUGUAUGUCCACUCCCAGAGACAGUUCUACCGAGAAUGCGACAUCCACGGCACCGUAGACUUCAUAUUCGGAAAUGCGGCCGUUGUCUUCCAGAGUUGCAACAUCUACGCUCGGAAACCACUGCCAUCUCAAAAGAACACCAUCACAGCCCAGAGCCGCCAGGACCCGAACCAGAACACUGGCAUCUCAAUCCACAACUGCUCUAUCAUGGCUGAGCCCGACCUUAUGGCCAACAAGAGCGAAUAUCCCACGUACUUGGGGCGACCGUGGAAGUUUUACUCACGAACGGUCUACAUGCUAUGCAACAUUAGUGACCAUAUUGACCCUAAGGGGUGGCUCCAGUGGAAUCAAUCAUCGUUCGCGCUUGACACGUUGUACUAUGGGGAGUACAAGAAUUAUGGGCCUGGGGCCGUCACCAUGCAGCGCGUGAAUUGGACGGGCUAUCAUGCGAUUAUGCCUACGGAUGAGGCCAACAAAUUUACGGUGGGCCGGUUUCUAUCCGGCUCGUCGUGGUUGCCCUUGACCGGGGUCGCGUUUGAAGGCGGUUUGGGGAUUGUGAAUUAA
This is a messenger RNA of Striga hermonthica, 1638 nucleotides long. NCBI's taxonomy places the organism in Eukaryota, Viridiplantae, Streptophyta, Magnoliopsida, Lamiales, Orobanchaceae. The record is from the annotation of a GenBank genome assembly.